GGCAAUCAUUAUCGCUGGCGGCCCAGGUUCAGUGUACGCCGAGGAUGCUCUGCCGUACGACAAGAAUAUCUUUACAACUGGUAUUCCCGUUUUGGGCAUUGGCUACGGAUUUCAAAUGAUAAACAAUGAUUUUGGCGGCUCGGUAAGGGAAUGCAAAAAAGAACACAAUGACUCUGCCCAGUUGACCAUAACUGUGGACAGUCAAAAUCCUCUCUUUAACAAUUUGGAUUCACAACAGAAAGUUCUACAGGUUACUGGCGUUUCCGUCUCAAAGGUAGCCGACGGCUUUAAAGUUGUAGGAAAAUCAGAAAACGUCAUUUUCGCUAUUGCAAAUGUGGAGAAGAAACUGUACGGUGUACAGUUCUACCCAGAGAAUGACCUCUCUUCAAAAGGAAAAAAAUGCUGA
Messenger RNA from Rhagoletis zephyria (snowberry fruit fly), 406 nucleotides. The record is from RefSeq and is a predicted model, not a curated record. NCBI's taxonomy places the organism in Eukaryota, Metazoa, Arthropoda, Insecta, Diptera, Tephritidae.